GCCGAGUCGAAGGCUUCAGCGGCACAACGCAACACAACCACCGACAACCACGACCUCCCUCAACCCCGGACACUACAAACAGAUCAGGCACAAUGAUGCGAAGUGCCAGCGGAGCGCUGGCCGUGGCCGUCGCAGCCCUGCUGGUCUGCUGCAGCGCUAAUCCUCAUCAGGAGCAGGACGUAAGUGGCAGCGAGCACAACUCCGCGGAACGCUUCGAUGCCAGCGGAUAUAAUCAAAAAGAACUUGAAGACUUCCUACGAUACCUCUUACAUUACGAAAAUAAGUAUGAAGACCGCAACUUAAAUGGCCUCGGUGGCAAUUCACUACUCGGGCGUAACACCAACGGCCUCGGUGGAAGCUCUCUAUUGGGCAGGAACCUUGGCAACCUUGGAGGCAGUUCCUUAGCCGGCAGAGAGUUACAUUACGGCCAAGGCAGGAACACUCACGGAAUCAGGGGCUACACCCUAGUAGGCAGAGCCAAUGGGAACUUGAACGGAAUCGGAGGUUCCACUCUUGUGGGUAGAGAUGCUGAAGUGGAAAAAAGGUUGUACUCCAGAUAUGUUGACUCCCUUGGUGGCGGCAACUUUGUAAAGAAGAACCUUGACCAGCUCGGUGGUCCCAACCUUGUGAAGAGGAACCUGGAUUCUUUGGGCGGAGGCAACUUAGUUCGUUCCCUCGACUCCAUCGGGGGUCCCAAUCUUGUGAAGAGGAACCUGGAUUCUUUGGGCGGAGGCAACUUAGUUCGUUCCCUCGACUCCAUCGGGGGUCCCAAUCUUGUGAAGAGGAACCUGGAUUCUUUGGGCGGAGGCAACUUAGUUCGUUCCCUCGACUCCAUCGGGGGUCCCAAUCUUGUGAAGAGGAACCUGGAUUCUUUGGGCGGAGGCAACUUAGUUCGUUCCCUCGACUCCAUCGGCGGUCCCAAUCUUGUGAAGAGGAACCUGGAUUCUUUGGGCGGAGGCAACUUAGUUCGUUCCCUCGACUCCAUCGGUGGUCCCAACCUUGUGAAGAGGAACCUGGAUCCUUUGGGCGGAGGCAACUUAGUUCGUUCCCUCGACUCCAUCGGCGGUCCGAACCUUGUGAUGAGGAAUCUGGAUUCUUUGGGCGGAGGCAACUUAGUUCGUUCCCUCGACUCCAUCGGCGGUCCCAACCUUGUGAUGAGGAAUCUGGAUUCUUUGGGCGGAGGCAACUUAGUUCGUUCCCUCGACUCCAUCGGCGGUCCCAACCUUGUGAUGAGAAACCUGGAUUCUUUGGGCGGAGGCAACUUAGUUCGUGAACUGUAUCUAUUAUUCGUGAAGACUAGAGUCUUCUUUGUCUUACUGUUGGAUUGCAUGCACAUAGGCCACAAGACUGCUGCUGUGGACGCUAGCGACGGCGGUGCCUUAGUCCGGAAAGUUCGAGAGAUACGUCACUCUGGGUACGUGCCCUACCUUAUCUCCAGACGAUUUGCUAGUCCGUACGGCGGAUAUUACGGAGAUGGCUUCCCUAAGCGCAAUUUCGAUGAGAUCGACCGGUCUGGACUAAACACGUUCGUGCAGAAACGCAACUUCGACGAGAUCGACCUGUCACAAAUGCCGCUCUUGCAGUCCAAGCGCUUCACUUACUCGUCUGGGCUGGAGCCGUUAGUACAAAAGCGCAACUUCGACGAGAUUGACCUGUCACAAAUGCCGUAUCUUUCCGCCAAGCGCUACUCUUACCCGUCUGGACUGAACACCUUGGUGCAAAAGCGCAACAACUUCGACGAGAUCGAUGCAUCUGAGAUGCCGCCCUUCAAGUCAAGGUCUGGAAUGGAAACGUACCUGAAGAAACGCACCUUCGAUGAGCUCGACCAGUCAAACAUCAAAGUCUUCCCCUCCAAGCGGUUCUCCCACAUUUCGAGCUUCGACAAGAAGAGGUACAGAGCUGAAUACCCCAUCGAUGAGAUUGAUCUGUCUCACUUCCCCAUUGGCUCCAAACGGUCCCAAGACAGUGUAAUGUAAACGACAGAAUCUAGCAACCGUCCUUUUUAAACACCAUUAUAUCCACAAACAAAAUUCUUUCUUCGGAACUCUGUGAUUGACUAAUAAAAUAUUUAGUUCGAUGUUACAGUAAUAAUGGUCUUUUCUUUGUCUUUCUGCGAUACUGAAGAACUUAUUUUUCUAAAAGUUUUAAUGAGGUCAGAAAGGAAUUUUAUCAAAAGUUAUUUGUUCCCCGAACUUGGCGGUCACGUGCCUACAGGUCUACAUCUGAUUACCUACAUCACAUAAGUACUCUCUAGUUGAGGAGUGUGAAAGUACACUUUAGUUUACCCUCACUCCUCGCCCUUUAUUAUAGAGAAAUAAUAAUAACUAGACUUUAAUUAAACUUAUUGUAAAUUUCUCAGAUAUUAUUAUUGGUAGUAAAUAAAAUGUGUAAUAAAGAGGGAGAGGUUUAGAAUCUAACUAAAUGUUAUAUCGGUCUCAAAAGAAAUAAAAAAAAUAUACGCCUUACAGCCCCAUCGUCGAAACAGUCCUUGAUUCGUAGCAUGUUCCUCUAAUCUAAUACUUGUAGUUUCGCGUUACGUUUGAAUACAUUUGACUAAUUAUGCCAAAAAGUAUAAACAUGUUUUUAAUUAAUUCCUUUCUUUGUUAUCGUAUGAUGUUUAGAAUAUUUAACCUAAAAAUUGUUUGUAAAUUAGGUAUUUUACGUCAAUGUAUUACAAACCUACUUACUAUUGUAUUUAAAUUAAUUUAUAACUUUUGAGUAUGAAAAUUAUGAAAUAAAUUAAAAGAUUAU
This is a messenger RNA of Helicoverpa zea (corn earworm), 2751 nucleotides long. RefSeq lists its product as uncharacterized. The record is from RefSeq and is a predicted model, not a curated record. Bases 93 to 1976 code for a protein of 627 amino acids. Lineage: Eukaryota; Metazoa; Arthropoda; Insecta; Lepidoptera; Noctuidae. The transcript is spliced from 11 exons.